UUAUCAAUUAACUUAAAUAAUCCCCCAAAUAAAUAUUUACACUAUCACCACCCUGUGUGUGCCUUCCAAGUUGCAAGCUUUCGUGUGCAAUCACCACAUCCUCUGAAGAAUCAAUUUGGUGAAGAAGAAAGAGGAAGAAGAAGAAAGAAAACAAAGAAGUAAAAGGGUUACCUUAAAAUCACCAAAAGAUCAUAUUUUUGUGUUUUUUUUGUUUAUACGAAAACUGGGUCUUCGACUUUCUCGAAGACCGAUUGUUAAGAACUACUACUAGAAGGCUCUAUUUCCACUGGGGGAAUAGAAGCAAUUAAUGGAAAGUCGAGGCCAAAAGCGUCCAGAAAUGGCUGAUGAACUCCCUGCUGAUAAGCGGGCCUGUAGUUCAUUGGAUUUUCGACCGAGUUCUUCAAACUCAUCAGUUCAAACUCAUAUGAACUCUGCACAGUCAACAGGGGAGGCUCAUCAUGAUAAUGACAUGGAUACUUCCUCGUCUGCUUCGGCUUCAAGCCGAUCAGAGGGAGAGCCAGAGAAGGAUUCAGCUUAUGGAUCAUGUGACUCAGAUGAAAUGGAGCAGCAUUAUAGCAGUCUUCAUGAGUAUCACAGGAUGAGAGUAUCCAGUGAUCAUGGAAAGUUUAAAAAUAUUAUAUCAAGCUUGAGUGGGCAGACAGAACCUUCUGGUCAGUUGGCUGUGCUUACUGAACUUUGUGAAGUUUUGUCAUUUUGUACAGAAGGUUCACUAUCCAGCAUGACUUCAGACAUGUUAUCACCGCUACUUGUAAAACUGGCAAAGCACGAGAGUAACCCGGAUAUUAUGUUGUUUUCUGUGAGGGCCAUCACCUAUAUAUGCGAUCUGUACCCUCGAUCAGCUGCUUUUCUUGUACGCCAUGAUGCUGUUCCUGUUUUAUGUCAAAGAUUAUUGGCUAUUGAGUAUCUAGAUGUAGCUGAACAGUGUCUCCAAGCAUUGGAGAAAAUAUCGCGAGAGCAACCACUUGCUUGCUUACAGGCAGGGGCAAUCAUGGCUGUUCUAAAUUAUAUUGACUUCUUCUCAACAAGCAUACAGAGAGUGGCACUUUCGACUGUUGUGAACAUAUGCAAGAAGCUUCCUUCCGAAAGCCCUACACCUUUCAUGGAGGCUGUGCCCAUAUUAUGCAAUCUGCUUCAGUAUGAGGAUCGCCAGCUUGUCGAAAAUGUUGCUUCGUGCUUAAUCAAAAUUGUGGAGCGAGUUUCUCAGUCCUCUGAAAGGAUGGAUGAGCUUUGUAAGCAUGGACUGAUUCAACAGGUCACACACCUUUUAAGUUUAAAUGGCCGGACAACCCUAUCUCAAGCAAUCUAUAAUGGAUUGAUAGGAUUACUUGUCAAAAUUUCAUCAGGAUCUGUUGUAGCCUUCACGACUUUAUAUGAGCUUAAUAUCAGCAGCAUAUUGAGAGAGAUAUUAUCUACAUUUGACCUCUCACAUGGAGUAUCAACAUCACAGCUUGUUGGUGGUCAUUGUAAUCGGGUAUAUGAAGUUCUCAAAUUGCUAAAUGAGCUUCUUCCUGGGUUGGAUAAAGAUCAAAAUGAUCAAUUGGUGCUAGACAAAGAAUCUUUUCUAGCUAAUCACCCAGAUCUGCUGCAAAAGCUUGGGAUGGAUGUGCUUCCCGUGUUAAUCCAGGUGUUCAAUUCUGGUGCAAGUUUAUUUGUUUGUCAUGGAUGUCUAUCUGUUAUGUACAAGUUAGUUUGUUUGAGCAAAGCUGACAUGCUUGUUGAAUUGCUUAAGAGCGCCAGUAUUUCAAGUUUCUUGGCUGGAGUGUUAACUCGAAAGGAUCAACAUAUGCUAAUGUUAGCAUUGCAGAUUGCUGAGAUAAUUCUUCAAAAUUUUUCAGAUGUUUUCUUGAAGUUAUUUAUAAAGGAAGGUGUCUAUUUUGCCAUUGAUGCUAUCUUAUCACCAGAAAGUUCUUCACAAUCAAUUUACCCAGUAUUUAGUGGCAUUCAGUUGACAUUGGACUCUGGUCAUAGGUCUGCUUCUAGAGAGGCCCCCAAGUGCUUAUGUUAUGCAUUUUCAACUGGCCAAUCUCCUGCAUCAUCAGAAGCCAGAAAUUGCAAACUAGACAAAGACUCUGUUCAUAAUCUUGCAGUGCAGAUUAAAACCAAAUACUUAGCACCGGAAUUAUAUGAUUCUGAAAAAGGAUUGACUGAUAUUCUGCAGAAUCUCAGAGAACUUUCUAAUGAUUUGUUGAGCAUGUCUACUGACAACAGUGCUCUUACUGUGCAUGAAGACAAGAUCAAUAGUAUACUGUAUCAAAUUAUGGACAAGCUUAUUGGCAAGGAACAAGUUUCUACUUUUGAAUUUGUUGAGAGCGGAGUUGUGAAAUCGCUUGUCAAUUAUUUAUCUCAUGGUCAGUAUAUGAGUGAAAACAAGGGGGUAAAUGGUAUUUGUGGUUAUAAUGCUGUCAUUGAAAAACGUUUUGAGGCUCUGGCUAGUGCAUGCUUAUGUACAUCUCAGCCUCUCUCUGGCGAUACACCCCUUUCUGUAUUGAUCAGGAACCUGCAGAGUGCACUGACUUCAUUGGAAGCUUUCCCUAUUAUUCUGAGCAAUGGAGCCAAACUGAGAAAUUCAUUUGCUUCUGUUCCUAAUGGAUGUACCAUUCCUUAUCCUUGCUUGAGAGUUCGUUUUGUCAGGGGGGAGAAAGAGACUGGUCUGAAUGACUAUACUGAGGAUUUUCUUUCUGUUGAUCCUUUUUCUUCUUUGCAUUCCAUUGAAAGAUAUCUGUGGCCAAAGGUCAGUGUGGAAAACACACAGCAUACACGAUCAUCAUCCAGUCAAGUAUUGUUGCAACCAGAAAGUCCACCCCUCCAAUCACCAUCGAAUGCAAAAGAGCCAAAGUUGUCACAGCCUACACCUGCCGACCAAGUAGUCAAUGUGAAUGCAGGGGAAUCAUCAUCCUCUGGAACUCAGGUGUAUGCGAAACAAGAACUGCAAGUCAGUGCAGAACCAGACUCAAAACUAGAGAAACAGCAUCCUGCCCCUUGUAGUAGCGAAGCUUCUCAAAAACUUGUCUUUUACCUUGAAGGACAACCUCUGGAUCAUAAUUUGACUCUAUAUCAGGCAAUUCUUUGCCAAAUAAUUAAACAAAAUGAUUGUGUUUCUGGUGCAAAAUUGUGGAGUCAAGUGCAUAUAUUAACCUAUGGAAGGGCUGUGAAAUCUGAGGACACAAUGCCUCCAGAAUGUUAUCCUUCACCUCAAGAUUUCUCUGAUGACAAAGUUUUAGCUUAUUAUCAGCGUACUCCUUUUUUAUCAGACAUGUUCUCUUAUGAACUUGUUUCUGAUUUGGAGAAGUCAAGUCCAAUUUAUGCUAUUUUGUUUCUUCUUAAAAGCUUGGAAGGCCUGAACCGAUUUAUAUUUCACAUUAUGUCUCGUGAAAGAGUUUGUGCUUUUGCUGAAAGGAAAGUUGAUAAUCUGGAUAACCUAAAAAUAACAGUUCCUUCUGUUUCUCAAAAUGAGUUUGUGAGUAGCAAGUUGACAGAGAAGCUGGAGCAGCAAAUGAGGGACUGUUUGGCGGUCUCCAUCGGUGGUAUGCCUUUGUGGUGUAAUCAAUUAAUGGCUUCAUGUCCUUUCCUAUUUAGUUUUGAGGCAAGAUGCAAGUACUUCAAAUUGGCAGCAUUUGGUCAGCCACAAAUUCAACCUCAUAUGUCUUACAACAACUCAGGAACAAUUGGUGACAGGCGACAAAGCGCUGGUGGAUUGCAUCGAAAGAAAUUCUUAGUUUAUCGCAAUAGGAUUCUGGAAUCUGCUACACAAAUGAUGGACCUACAUGCUAGUCAUAAAGUGGUUCUUGAAGUGGAAUAUGAUGAAGAAGUGGGUACUGGUCUUGGACCAACUUUGGAAUUUUAUACCCUGGUUUGCCAAGAGUUCCAGAAAUCUGGCCUGGGGAUGUGGAGGGAGGAUGCUUCUUCAUUUACCCUAAAGACAAACUUGCAGGCUGAGCAAAUAGAAAUCCAUUCUUUUUAUGGACUCUUUCCUCGUCCAUGUUCAUCAAUGCAAGAUACAUCUAGUGGCAUACAGUACUCUGAAAUAACAAAGAAAUUUUUCCUUUUAGGCCAAGUUAUUGCUAAAGCACUUCAAGAUGGAAGGGUCUUAGAUCUCCACUUCUCUAAAGCAUUCUAUAAGCUUAUUCUUGGAAAGGAACUUUCUCUAUAUGAUAUUCCGUCACUUGAUCCUGGGCUUGGUGGGGUGCUGCAAGAGUUCCAAGCACUUGUUAACCGGAAAAAAUUCCUUGAAUCCAUCAGUGGAGGGAAUUCCGAGUUGGAAUGUGGACUAAGCUUUCGAGAUACUAGAAUUGAGGAUCUUUGUCUUGAUUUUACUCUUCCUGGAUAUCCUGAUAUUGUUCUUGCCUCAGGGUCUGAUCACACAAUGGUAAAUAUGGGGAACCUUGAGGAUUAUGUUUCAUUUAUUAUUGAUGCAACUGUGCGCUCUGGAAUUUCAAGACAAAUGGAAGCUUUUAAAUCUGGCUUUAACCAGGUUUUCCCUAUCCAUCAUCUUCAGAUUUUCAAUGAAGAAGAACUUGAGCGUAUACUUUGUGGAGAGCAUGAUUCUUGGGCUGAGAUCAAUGAGCUUGCAGAUCACAUCAAGUUCGAUCAUGGGUACACUGCUAGCAGUCCUCCCGUUGUUAAUUUGUUGGAAAUUAUCCGAGAGUUUGACCAUAAACAGCGACGAGCCUUUCUGCUGUUUGUGACUGGCACACCUCGACUUCCUCCAGGAGGAUUGUCGUCUCUCAAUCCGAAGUUGACUAUUGUCCGAAAGCACUGUAGCAACCGGGCAGACGCAGACUUACCAAGCGUGAUGACGUGUGCAAAUUACCUUAAACUACCUCCGUAUUCAACAAAAGAAAAGAUGAAAGAGAAGCUCUUGUAUGCUAUUACGGAGGGUCAGGGAUCUUUCCACCUUUCAUAACUUCAUUCUCUUGCCUGGAUCUAUAUUUGGAUUCUGAAGCUGUAAUUAUUAGGGUUAAUUGAUAGUAAUGUAGAUAAGGGUGUGAAGGAGUUGCUGGCAGAGUUCUCAAUGAGUUACUGAAAGUGGUGGCCACAACAAGUUACUUGGGGAUGAAGCUCCUGUCUUCACUGACUACAAUUGUUGGGGGUGUGUACAUAGCCUGCUGAUAGUUAGUUGGUUAACUAGUUUCAUCUGUACAGAACGGAGGGCAGUUUCUGGGGCCACACUUUGAUUUUUGCUGUACAGAUUUUAUAUACAGGAACCUUAAUGAUUAACAGUUGUUUACAUGCAAUGGUAAUAGCUGCUAUCUUUGCUCUUGUUGCUACAUUUGCGGUAUAUUUUUAUUAUAUUUGAUUUUCUUGGACAUUUCAUGCCA
Lotus japonicus is the source of this 5339-nucleotide messenger RNA. RefSeq names its product E3 ubiquitin-protein ligase UPL4. Gene Ontology annotation, biological process: protein polyubiquitination; proteasome-mediated ubiquitin-dependent protein catabolic process. The transcript has 19 exons. Lineage: Eukaryota; Viridiplantae; Streptophyta; Magnoliopsida; Fabales; Fabaceae. Bases 308 to 4924 code for a protein of 1538 amino acids. Gene Ontology annotation, molecular function: ubiquitin protein ligase activity. The record is from RefSeq and is a predicted model, not a curated record.